Molecule: messenger RNA, 3451 nt
Organism: Callorhinchus milii (elephant shark)
Lineage: Eukaryota; Metazoa; Chordata; Chondrichthyes; Chimaeriformes; Callorhinchidae
Product: pleckstrin homology domain-containing family G member 5
Exons: 22
Coding region: 239-3451 (1070 amino acids)
Biological process (GO): endothelial cell migration; Rho protein signal transduction
Cellular component (GO): axon; endocytic vesicle; plasma membrane
Molecular function (GO): guanyl-nucleotide exchange factor activity
Source: RefSeq, a predicted model, not a curated record
CAGACUGACGUGGAGAAGGCUGGAUGUGGUGCCGUUUCUCUGGGAUGUACUGAUCGCUGUUGGCACACACACACUCUGUCUGCAGUUAUUAACUUACAGCCAACGCUCGACAGAGACAGAGAGCGAGAGCUGGGUUAAUGUCUGGCAGUUUCAGACUGGACAGGAGAACUGGGCGCAGUCAGUGCCUUUGUGCCUUUCACCCAAUUGUGGGUCAGAAUUACACAGCGGCCUGUGGACAAUGACUGGAGAUGAACAGAGUUUACCAGAAGACGUGGUGCUGUUGUGCCAGCACCCCGAGUGUGUAGACGGCGGGAGAGCGGUGAAGGUCUGUCAUCAUGGCGACUGCCAAGAGGUGAAUGGCAGUAGCCCACUCAGCCUGUGCGCUGUGUGUGACAACAGGCUCCAUCCCACAGUGCACCUCGACCGGCACAUCCGCUUCGAUCUCCCGCCUCAAGGCUCUGUUCUGGCCAGGAAUGUCUCUACACGGUCAUGUCCUCCCCGGACUAGAACCCCGUCAGACCUGGAGGAGGACGAGGAGAGCUCGAUGGAUGGCAAGAGGAAGAAUUCAUCACUCAAACUGACCAAGAAGAAAGCCCGGCGACGACACACUGAUGAUCCGAGUAAGGAAUGUUUCACACUGAAGUUUGACUUGAACAUCAACAUCGAAACAGAGAUUGUUCCUGCCAUGAAGAAGAAGACUCUGGGGGAGGUGCUGAUGCCUGUGUUCGAGCGGAAGGGCAUUGAGCUGAGGCGAGUGGAUAUUUUCCUGGACCAGUCGUACACUCCGCUUUCCCUGAAAUUUGAAGCUUACCGGUUUGGAGGACAUGACCUGCGGGUGACAGUAAAGCCAGGCAGUGAGCUGAAGGUGGAACAGGCUGUGAAGGAUUUCAAAUCGCUGAGUUUACCUGCUGUGAGGCCGCCGAGCACCCCAUCACCUGUAAUCGGUGUGCCAACACCAUCCCAGCCCGACCAGCCCCCACCACAUCCACAGCUCCCGCCACAGCUCCUACCUCCGCCAGGAUGGGACCUCGCUGAUGUGACAGCUCCCGGGCGGCGGAGGAAGAACAUGACAGAGUUUUUGGGAGACGCCAGUAUUCCCUUUCCUGAUCCUGUGGUCCCCCUCGGCCCCUCCCUCCCUGGGGUGACCAGCGACACCUGGAAGAACCGGGCGGCCAGCAGGUUCAGUGGCCUCUUCAGCCAGGGCACAGGCAUGGCAGCCUUCGGCAGGGAAAUGGAUAAAAUGGACCUGUUGCAGAGCAAGCUGCAGGGCUACAGCCUGUUCGGGCUGCCCAGGAGACCCGCUUCCCUGCGCUUCCAGCAGGACUCGUGGGAGGAGGAUGCCAGCCUGUACCUGGAGGCCUCGUGGCAGGACCUCAUCCAGGCUCCUGAGAAACUGCCUCGGAAACAGAGCCACCAGCAGGAAGCUAUCUGGGAGCUGCUCACCACUGAAGCCACCUACAUCAGGAAGCUCCGCGUCAUCACUGAUCUCUUCCUGUCAUGCCUGAUGAACCUGCAGGAAUCGGGCCUCCUGUCUGAGGUGGAGCCGGACAAGCUGUUCUGUAAUGUGCAGGAGCUGAUCGAGGUGCACAAGGCACUAUGGGGGGAGGUGCUUUACCCCGUGGUGGAGGCCGCGCGUAGGAACCAGUCUCUGCUUGACCCGAGCGGGUUACACCAGGGUUUCAGCACGUUCGGGACACGGUUCCAGCCGUACACACGGUAUUGCUUGGAGGAGGAGGGCAGCCUGGAGUACAUGCGCUGCCUCCUGCGUGACAACGAUCGCUUCAGGAUCUACGUUACGUGGGCAGAGACGCACAAGCAAUGUAACCGGCUGAAGUUGAGCGACAUGUUAGUGAAGCCGCAUCAGCGACUGACCAAGUACCCGCUGCUGCUCAAGUCCGUGCUCAAGAAAACAGACGAGCCCCGCGCUCGGGAAGCCCUCAUCAGCAUGGUCAGUGCUGUUGAGGGCUUUAUCGCUCAGGUGAACUCUCGCAUGAGACAACGACAGGAGCAGCAGCGACUGGCGGCCAUCAUCAGCCGCAUUGACUCGUAUGAGGUGGUGGACGGCAGCUCAGAGGAGGUGGAGAAGGUGCUGAAGGAGUUCUGCCACUUGGACCUGAUGGCCCCAAUGCUGGACACAUCCCCUGAACACACGAGGCAGCUGGUGUUGGAGGGCAGCCUGCGGAUGAGGGAGGGGAGAGAUAGCAAGAUGGAUGUCUAUUGCUUCCUCUUCACUGACAUCUUCCUGAUUACCAAACCGGUAAAGAAAGCCGAGAGAACCAAGGUGAUCCGGCAGCCCCUGCUGGUGGAAAAGAUUAUUUGCCGGGAGCUGAGAGAUCCUGGUUCUUUCCUGCUGGUCUACCUGAAUGAGUUCGGCAGCGCUGUGGCCGCCUACACCUUCCAGGCUGGCAGUACCGCAGGGGGCCGAGCCUGGACCGAGGCCCUGGGCAACGCACAGAGUCGGGUGCGGAGGCUUCGGGAGAGGGAGCGGCGACGGAAGCAGCCGCUGGGAGAGGAAUUGGAGAGUGACGGCUCAGCCGGCAGCUCCCCGUCACUGGAGCACAGACCCUCGGCCUCACCACCUGCCCAGCACAGCCAGUCACACAGCCCGGCGGAGCCCGUUUCAGUUGUGAUUGUGGAUGUGACCGAAGAUGUGUCGUCGCCUCCCUCCAGCAGGGGGACGGGGGAGGUGCCCUCGGAGUCACCCCCGAACCCUAACACCCUGACAUUGGCCACCAACACCUGCCGCUCAGCCUCUAUCGACAGCGCCUACGGCACCAUGUCUCCCAGUUCCGUGCGGGAGUUUGGGGAACAGCAGCAACGGGAAUCAGCGGAUGAAGAUCUGGAAUCCUCGUGCUCACAGCAUUCCACCUCCCCCAAGCUCCGGCUCCCAAUAAUUCCUGCCCGGGCACUGCAGUGCCGGCAGGAAGUUUCCAAAUCCAAAUCCGAAGCCAAUCUACUCCAGCUGCUCUGGUGCUCAGCAGCCUCGCCUUCCCAGACGCACCUGAGCCAGAGCCGGAGCUUGACUGAAAUCUCCAGGUGUGGGAUAAGUGCCCCCGCACAGGGCCCACAGGGUCAGCCUGACCGGCCCAAACCCCGGGCCAGCAGAGUGGCCGACACGCUGAGACGGGCCGAGGCCAGGGUCUUGGGCAGGUGGGCCUCCCCUGACAGCAGCAGCAGCAGCAGCAGCGACUCAGAGCUGUCCGACAUGGAGCAGUUGGAGUUUGUAAAGGGACACGUCUCCCCCUGCCUUCCUGCUUCUGGUGCCUGCCCACGGCCCCCCAGCACUGACAACAGCAGCACCGAUGUCAGCUCGUCAUGUCCGGAGCCCCUCACUGCGCAAAGGGAUUCCGAGGGUGUGGCAGGGGGUUCCCAGGGUGUGGCAGGGGGUUCCCAGGGUGGGCAGGGGAUUCCCAGGGAGGAGUGGCGGAACCAGGGCAGCACAGGAAGCUGA